This is a messenger RNA of Urocitellus parryii (Arctic ground squirrel), 3809 nucleotides long. The record is from RefSeq and is a predicted model, not a curated record. Lineage: Eukaryota; Metazoa; Chordata; Mammalia; Rodentia; Sciuridae.
AGUUGCGUGGGGUUUACCUUGUGACACUAUUACAACAACUUUGUGUUGGUACCGGUUAAGUUUGUAAUUCUAAGAAUUUCUCUUGGGCUGUCCAGCAUUGAGCGCUUUUGUGUUCUUCUGGUCACCACCUGCCUCGUGAUGUGAUCUGGUAGAGGAGCCUUGUAGCCCCUGCAUCUGCAGUUUUCGCCUGUGCUUUGGAGUUUCAGGUCGCGACCGUCUGCGUGCUGUCGCUAUAAAGUUGCUUAGUCUCAAGCUGUGUUUGAGAUCACCAUUUGAAGCUCUGAACAAGGUGGUGAGUGGGCGUCAACGUGGGAGUUACAAAUUUGCGGCGUUUCCAUGAAAUCCUGUGCAUUGUCGCUUGCUACUGCCGCGGCUACAUUUGGUGAUGAGGAAAAGAAAAUGGCGGCGGAAAAAGAGAGCGGCGAGAGCGAAGAGGGGUCCCUCACCUUGACAGUGCAGGAGAGGGAGGCGCUCGGUGGAUUGGACAGUCGCCUCUUCGGGUUCCUGAGUCUUCGCGAAGAUGGCGCCAGUAUGAAAACCCUACUGGGCAAGGCUGUUCACUGCUACGAAUCUUUAAUAUUAAAAGCGGAAGGAAAAGUGGAGUCUGAUUUCUUUUGUCAAUUAGGUCACUUCAACCUCUUAUUGGAAGAUUAUUCAAAAGCAUUAUCUGCAUAUCAGAGAUACUACAGUUUACAGGCUGACUACUGGAAGAAUGCUGCCUUUUUAUAUGGUCUUGGUUUGGUCUACUUCUAUUACAAUGCAUUUCAUUGGGCAAUUAAAGCAUUUCAGGAUGUGCUUUACGUUGACCCCAGCUUUUGUCGAGCUAAGGAAAUUCAUUUACGACUUGGGCUUAUGUUCAAAGUGAACACAGAUUAUGAAUCCAGUUUAAAGCAUUUUCAAUUGGCUUUGAUUGACUGUAAUCCCUGUACUUUAUCCAGUGCAGAAAUUCAGUUUCAUAUUGCCCACUUGUAUGAAACCCAGAGGAAGUAUCACUCUGCAAAAGAAGCUUAUGAACAACUCUUAAAGACAGAAAACCUACCUGCACAAGUAAAAGCAACUGUAUUGCAACAGUUAGGUUGGAUGCAUCAUAAUAUGGAUCUAGUAGGAGACAAAGCCACAAAGGAAAGUUAUGCUAUUCAGUAUCUCCAAAAAUCACUGGAGGCAGAUCCUAAUUCUGGCCAAUCUUGGUAUUUCCUUGGAAGGUGUUAUUCAAGUAUUGGGAAAGUCCAGGAUGCAUUUAUAUCCUAUAGACAAUCUAUUGAUAAAUCAGAAGCAAGUGCAGAUACAUGGUGUUCAAUAGGUGUGCUCUAUCAACAGCAAAACCAGCCUAUGGAUGCUUUGCAGGCCUAUAUUUGUGCUGUACAAUUGGACCAUGGGCAUGCAGCAGCCUGGAUGGACCUAGGAACUCUCUAUGAAUCCUGCAACCAGCCUCAGGAUGCCAUUAAAUGCUACUUAAAUGCAACUAGAAGCAAAACUUGUAGUAGUACUUCUUCACUUGCAGCAAGAAUUAAGCUAUUACAGAAUGGUUCUGAUAACUGGAAUAGUGGCCAAACUAUUUCACCUCAUCCAGUACAGCAACAAGCACAUUCAUGGGGUUUGACACCACAGAAAUUACAGCACUUGGAACAGCUGCGUGCAAAUAAAGAUAAUUUAAAUCCAGCUCAGAGACUGAUGCUGGAACAGCUGGAAAAUCAGUUUGUCUUAAUGCAGCAAAGAAUGAGACAAACAGGAGUUGCUCAGGUACAAACUACUGGAAUUCCUAAUGGGCCAAUAUCUGACUCAUCACUGCAUACAAACUCUAUCUCUAGCCAGCAACCACAUGCAGCUCUGACCAGAGCACCUAGCAUCUCUCAGCCUGGAGUUCGCCCUGCUUGUCUUGAAAAGCCUUUGUCCAACGGACCUUUUUCUGCAGGCUAUGUUCCGUUCGGCAUAUCAGAAACUCUAGGGAAUACAGACACUAUUUUGGUAGGCAAUAAUUAUAUAAAAGGAAGUGGAAGUAAUGGAAAUGUGCCUUACCUGCAGCAAAACACAUUCACUCUACCUCAUAACUGCACAAACCUGACCAGCAUCACAGGAGAGCCAUGGAGAAAACAACUGUCUAACUCUGCUCAGGGGCUUCAUAAAGGUCAGAGUUCACAUUUGGCAGGAUCUAAUGAUGAACAACCUCUCUUUCCUACUGGGUCUACUCAGUAUCUCCAGGCAGCUUGCACUAGUAGUCAAAAUCAAAAUGGACCUCACACUCUGCCUAGAAAUUCAGUACUACAGGGGGAUACUCUCAAUCACUUCUCCUCUCAUAUUGCUACCUCAGGUGGACAAAAAGGUAUUACCUUUACCAAAGAGAGCAAACCUUCAAGAAAUAGAUCCUUGGGGUCUGAAACAAGGAGGCAAGAUGGAGAUACAUCUAAUAGCUAUGCUGGUGUCAAGGAACUUUCUAAUCAUGUACAUCAGGCGACAACAAUUUCUAUUUCCAGUCUUAACCAUGGAGAUUCUAUAUCACCAAAUUUAAUAAUUUCGGACAAUCCUCAGCUUUCUGCCUUGUUAAUUGGAAAAACCAAUGACAGUGUGGGCCCUGGAACUUGUGAAAAAGUCAAUAAUACUCAUCCAGCUAUUCAUACAAAGACUGAUAAUUCUGUUGCCUCUUCACCUUCUUCAGCCAUUUCCACAGCUACACCAUCUCCAAAGUCGACUGAGCCGACUAGCACACACAGUGUUACCAGCCUUAAUAGUCCUCACUGUGGGUUACACACGAUUAAUGGAGAAGGGCUAGAGAAUUCACAGAGCUCUACAAAAAUAGAUCUGCCUAUAAUUAACCUCAAAUCUGAUCCUCAGAUUAUACCAUCAAUGUCUGUAUCCAUAUACUCCAGUUCAACAGAAGUUCUAAAGGCAUGCAGGAAUCUAGGGAAAAAUGGCUUGUCUAAUAGUCACAUUUUGUUGGAUAAAUGUCCACCUCCACGACCACCAGCUUCACCGUAUCCUCCCUUACCAAAGGAGAAGUUGAAUCCACCCACACCUAGUAUUUAUUUGGAAAAUAAGCGCGAUGCUUUCUUUCCUCCAUUACAUCAAUUUUGUACAAACCCAAAAAACCCUGUAACAGUAAUACGAGGCCUCGCUGGAGCUCUUAAGUUAGAUCUUGGACUUUUCUCUACCAAAACUUUGGUAGAAGCUAAUAAUGAACACAUGGUAGAAGUGAGGACACAGUUGUUGCAACCAGCAGAUGAAAACUGGGACCCAACUGGUACAAAGAAAAUUUGGCGUUACGAAAGUAAUAGAUCACAUACCACAAUUGCUAAGUAUGCACAGUACCAGGCCUCUUCCUUCCAGGAAUCAUUGAGAGAAGAAAAUGAAAGAAAAACACAACUUAAAGACUAUUCAGAUAAUGAAUCCACAUCUUCAGAUAAUUCUGGAAGGAGAAGAAAAGGACCUUUUAAAACCAUAAAAUUUGGGACCAACAUUGACCUCUCUGAUAACAAAAAGUGGAAGCUGCAGUUACAUGAGCUGACUAAACUUCCUGCUUUUGUACGUGUUGUAUCAGCAGGAAAUCUUCUAAGCCAUGUUGGUCAUACCAUCCCAGGCAUGAAUACAGUUCAAUUAUAUAUGAAAGUUCCAGGCAGUAGAACACCAGGUCACCAAGAAAAUAACAAUUUCUGUUCUGUUAACAUAAACAUUGGCCCAGGUGAUUGUGAAUGGUUUGUUGUACCUGAAGAUUAUUGGGGUGUUCUGAAUGAAUUCUGUGAAAAAAAUAAUUUGAACUUUCUAAUGAGUUCUUGGUGGCCAAAUCUUGAAGAUCUUUAUGAAGCAAAUGUUCCAGU